Molecule: messenger RNA, 2328 nt
Organism: Acipenser ruthenus (sterlet)
Lineage: Eukaryota; Metazoa; Chordata; Actinopteri; Acipenseriformes; Acipenseridae
Product: GTPase IMAP family member 4-like
Exons: 2
Coding region: 47-1072 (341 amino acids)
Molecular function (GO): GTP binding
Source: RefSeq, a predicted model, not a curated record
CCCGAUCAGUGUUUAUGACAUCACCAGCAAAGGUACAGCAGGGACAAUGGCUUCAACAGGUAAAGGAACAUCAACUGGACUCGCUGCGUCUAGUAAGCAGGGGCAGGACCAGGGCAGGUCCUCUGAGCUGAGGGUGGUGCUGCUUGGGAAGACAGGAGAUGGGAAGAGUGCCUCUGGAAACACCAUCCUGGGCAGUAAGGAGUUUGAAUCUAAAAUCAGCUCCUCCUCAACAACAAGGAAGUGUGAGAAGAAAACCUCUGUCGUUGCUGGGAGAACGGUUUCUGUGAUCGACACUCCAGGAAUCUUCAACACAGAUCUCUCUGAAGACGAGGUUAAAGAGGAGAUUGCGCGAUGCAUCUCCCUGUGCUCCCCGGGACCCCACGUGUUCCUCCUGGUGAUGCCGGUGGGGCGAUACACGGAGCACAAGCGCAAAACAGUGCAGGAAAUCCAGAAGAUGUUUAGUGAGGAAGUUAUGAGGUUCACCAUCAUUCUCUUCACUAGAGCGAAUGAACUAAAAAAGGACAAGACUAUCGAGGAGUACAUUCAGAGAGGUAGCCAGGAGCUCCGAGAGCUGGUUAGAAAGUGCGGGGGGUAUCACGCCUUCAACAAUAAAAACAAGGAGGAUCGCACCCAGGUCACUGCGCUGCUGGAGAAAAUAGAGAGCAUGGUGGCUCUGAACGGAGGCAGCCACUACACUGAUGAGAUGUACCAGCAGGCAGAAACAGCGAUCAAACAAGAGCAGGUUAGUAAAGGAAUAAGCAGAGAAGAGGCUGAAAAUUCCAACAGCUUCAUUAGGAGAUUGACGACCGUACUGACAGGCGCGGCAGUGGGAGCUGGUCUGGGGAUCUUAUUGGGAGGGGGGCUAGCAUGUAUUGCAGGUGGGGCAGCAGUGGUACCAGGGGCAGUGACGUUAGGGGUAUUAGGGGGAGUAGUUGGAGCGUCAAUUGGAUCAGAAGCAUCAGGGCCAGGCGAUGCAGUACAGAGAGUGAUCAAAGCAAUAGCAGACAUAAAACAGGAAGCAGUCGACACAAUGAAAACAGUAGCUGUGCCUGAACACCGCAAGCAACAAUAGAAGCAACAUGUGCAGCCUAAUGCAAGCUUACCAUGGCGGAUUUAUCAUACUGCUGCUUACCCCAUGGUUUAAACACACUUUCACUACUGUACUAUACUGUACCAUGGGAAUGAGACAUCAUAAGAAAUGUUUACUAUGGUUAACUAUUGUAAGAGGUUCCAUUUCUUCUGAAAAAUAAUUAAUCUUCUUCAGGUAAACAAAAUAGUUUAUUCAGGAAUCAAAAUGCAAACAGGAACAAAGAAUCCAAGGUGACACACCAGUGAUCUCACACACACGUGUCAGCUGAUGGUGUUCUGAGCUGCAUCAGUGGAGAUGUUAGUUACUUCUGAGCUGUGCUUUCAUGGCAUCAGAGACGUUGUUUUCUUUCUGAGUCGGCAUGAUGCAGAGAUGUUGGUUUCUGAGCUGCAUCAGUGGAGAUGUUAGUUACUUCUGAGCUGAGCUUUCAUGGCAUCAGAGACGUUGUUUUCUUUCUGAGUUGGCAUGAUGCAGAGAUGUUGGUUUCUGAGCUGCAUCAGUGGAGAUGUUCGUUUCUGGGCUGAGCUGACCAAAGAAAUUCAGCACGGCGAUACAGCUAGCUUAAGUAAUUUCCUUGACAGAGUACAACAUGGAGAACCAGUGCAGUGAAUUCUCAUUGAAUUCCACAUUCCAGUUUGAACCGCUUCCUCAGGUGGAGAUCAGUGUGUCUGGCAGACAUGAAGUGAAAGAGAGGUGAUCAUUAGUAAUGAUGGGUUUGUUAAACUGGGCUUCCAUGUCUUUGGAUGGAUGUUUUUAUUUACAUGUGUUUCUAUUUUCAAAUCAGUUAAAAUAUCUAGAAUAUAUAGGUGGAAUACAAUUUUAAGAGCCAAGUAACGAGUUAUUUUUCAGUUUUAAUUUCUCAUCUGAAAACAUUCAAUAGUUUGACAAUUCAGUGAAUUCACCCGAACUAUAAACAGCAAUGAUACAACUGCAUCUCUCUCUUGGUUUUUGUUUCUGGUUACAUUUUAAUUUCAGCUUUUCAGCAACAAGAUAAAAUGUAACCUUGUUUUGUUUCAAUGUGCUUGUGUAUUUUGUUUAAUCAGAUAAAAUGGAAUCAAAUGUAUUUUCAUCGGGGCUGUCUGGGUAAACAUGUUAAGAGUUCAAAGUGUUGUGUGUCUUUUUUUCUUCUUCUUCUUCUUAGCACAGUUUUGUUAAAUUAACUUUGUAUUGUGCUUUAUAGUACAAUUGAAGUGUUAAUGUUUUCACUUUUCUUCCAAUUCUAUUAAAAUGUAAUAAAUAAA